CAUGAAUGUUGAAGGUGGUAUGUAUAUUAGUCCAGAGUUCCAAUUAGGCCAGGUGUACAUGGGCGAUGAGGUGGACUCAGAGACAGAUCAGACAAUUCUCUAUAGACCUGUGUACGUCUGUGUGUCUGGUGACAACUCAUCCCACUCCAGAACAGAUGCUCAUUUAUUACAGGUAUGGUAAAGCUUACUGGCCUGGCAUGUAUGUCCACCUAAUAGUUCCUAUAUCUUUUCUGUGUUAGGCUCUCUUUCUUCUUAAAUAAUUUCUUGUCCCCUUUUUCCUCUUUCAUAUUUGUCUUUGAAUUUCUGAUUGCCAGUCAGUCAAUUUUAAAAAAAAAAAGUAGUUUUCUAAAUUAUUUUUACAAUAAUUUUUUUUUCUGAUGCCUAACUUUAACCUUGCUAUGAAUUUUUUAUAAUGGGCAAGAUUACAUUUUAAUUAAUAUUAAAAGUCAUCUCCUUUAUAUAUAAAAUACCUUGCUUUAUAAAAAAAAAAAAAAAAAAAAAAACAACAAAAAAAUCUUUUAAAUUUAUUUUUUCAAUAUUUUUUUUUUUUGAUGCAUAACUUUAACUUUGUUAUGAAUUUUUUAUAUUGGGAAAGAUUAUUUUUUAAUUAAUAUUAAAAGUCAUCUCCUUUAUAUAUAAAAUACCUUGCUUUAUAAAAAAAAAAAAAAAAAAAACAGCUACCAAAGAUUCUUUUAAAAAUAAUUGAAUGUCACUAUAAAUCUUAAUAAUAUGUGGAUACAUAAACUGAAACCAAUCAGCCAUUUUGAAGAGAAUGCAAACUUUUCUUCUUGGUUAAAAUUCAGGGAUUAAAUCCUCGAGAAAAAUAGUUUAUGAUGAGAUUACAUGAGAAAUGGUCCAAAGCUGAAAUGGCAAUGUUUACAAGGCAGUCCAGGGGUUAUAAAUAGCUGAUGACUGGUCCAACAGAAUAAUACUGCAUAAAUGAGAAUAUUCCUUAAGCAAACCAUUGCCCAGAGUAAAAGACCUAGAGCUUAACACAUAGGGCGGUUUUGUCCGCAAUGCCAUAGACUAUAGUGAAGCACAGUUUUUCAAUGAUUAUUUCAACACAGCGAUAUUAAAUAUCAAUAAAAGUAAUCAUUAUAUAAGUUAAUUUUAAAAUAAAAUUUUGGCACAUCCAGUGGCAAAAUACCUUAUACAUAUAAAUGAACCUUUUGAUAUCUUUUUAGAGGUAAAAUUAAAAAUGCCUGUAUGCUGUGUAAAAGAAAAUUUGGAUUUGUGCCAUAAAAAAAGUUUUGUGAAGUACAUUUUUUUCUCCCUAAACUAUAUGCUAUAUUUAUACAUUUUUACUACUCUGCCAAAUUUAAUUUAAAAGAAUUACUGAAAAAGAAAGUCUUACAAUUUUAGACAUCUGGACACCCUUCGCUAACUUUAAAGUAACAAAAUUUAGUUUCAAAAGCAAAAAUCUUUUUAUUUUAUUUUCAAAAUGGAUGAAAUUAAAUAAGCCCCUUAUUAGGCCAUAACAGGGGCACUUAAUGGUGUAGUAAUAUUUUAUGAAGGUCCGAAAACUCUUAAAGCUUUAAAUUUGUAUAAUAGAAUACAUACAUAUAAACAUGGACAGCUCAAUGAAGAUAUCUCAAAUUAAGUUAAAAAUAAACUAAAAUUUUAAAAUCAUCAUUUUCAGGUGCCACCUCGUCAGGUCAGCAGAAGUCGUGAGAACAUCAGAGGAAGC
Molecule: messenger RNA, 1687 nt
Organism: Lymnaea stagnalis (great pond snail)
Lineage: Eukaryota; Metazoa; Mollusca; Gastropoda; Lymnaeidae
Source: the annotation of a GenBank genome assembly